Molecule: messenger RNA, 1793 nt
Organism: Bemisia tabaci
Lineage: Eukaryota; Metazoa; Arthropoda; Insecta; Hemiptera; Aleyrodidae
Gene: sesB
Product: stress-sensitive B
Biological process (GO): mitochondrial ADP transmembrane transport; negative regulation of mitochondrial outer membrane permeabilization involved in apoptotic signaling pathway; mitochondrial ATP transmembrane transport
Cellular component (GO): mitochondrial inner membrane
Molecular function (GO): ATP:ADP antiporter activity
Source: RefSeq, a predicted model, not a curated record
AACGCGAGGCAGUACCUAGCUCGCAGCGAAUCAGUCGUUCUUCGAAACUCAGGCCCCACCGCGGAAAGUCACCCAAGUUCAGCAAAGCCCGAUAUCCCUUUUAAUCAUGUCGCAACCAUCCGAUGCCGUUAUGUUAGCUGCCGCCGGCGGUUUCGACCCCGUCGCUUUCGGUAAGGACUUCCUCGCCGGAGGUAUCUCUGCCGCCGUUUCCAAAACCGCCGUCGCCCCCAUCGAACGUGUAAAAUUGUUAUUGCAAGUGCAGCACAUCUCCAAGCAAAUCCCGGAAGACCAAAGAUACAAAGGUAUUGUCGACUGCUUCAUCCGUAUCCCCAAGGAACAGGGAAUCGGAGCUUUCUGGCGUGGUAACCUCGCCAAUGUCAUCCGUUACUUCCCCACACAGGCCUUGAACUUCGCCUUCAAGGACAAGUACAAGCAGGUCUUCUUGGGUGGCGUUGACAAGAACACUCAAUUCAUGAGGUAUUUCGCUGGUAACUUGGCCUCUGGUGGUGCUGCUGGUGCCACUUCUCUCUGCUUCGUAUAUCCUCUUGACUUCGCCCGUACUAGGUUAGCUGCUGAUGUCGGUAAAUCCGGAGCAGCCAGAGAAUUCAACGGUCUUGGAGACUGUUUGUCCAAGAUCUUCAAAUCUGACGGUAUCGUUGGAUUGUACAGAGGUUUCGGAGUCUCAGUCCAAGGUAUCAUCAUCUACAGAGCCUCUUACUUCGGUCUCUUUGACACAGCCAAGGGAAUGUUGCCUGACCCCAAGAAGGCUGGAUUCUUCAUCUCGUGGGGUAUUGCCCAGGUUGUUACAACAGUUUCCGGUAUUGUUUCAUACCCCUUCGACACAGUGAGGAGGCGUAUGAUGAUGCAGUCUGGUCGUGCCAAGUCUGAAAUUAUCUACAAGAACACACUCCACUGCUGGGCUGUCAUUGCCAAGACUGAAGGCACAGGCGCCUUCUUCAAGGGAGCCUUCUCCAACGUAUUGAGAGGAACUGGUGGCGCUCUCGUCCUUGUCUUCUACGACGAGCUCAAGAAAUUGAUUGGUUAAGUGCCAACCUAACUCCGUAACCAGCUGUAUAUUUUCAACGUUAUUGUAUUAAAGUUCCGAAACCUACUUUUAAUUGUAAGAAAAGACAUCCUCCGGAUGCCAGAGUGACUUGGUGAUCUUUUACUGACCGUGCGAACGAUAACAUCGGGGUUCUGGGUAUUGUUAGUCGACCCGUAAGCUGCUUUUGAUUUUUAUUUGUAUCCUACCAGCUAGAUAGUAGUACAAACAAAACAGUGCAUUCUUGGUAGUCAGUCCAUUACCGUUAACUUGUACGCGAAAUAAUUCCAUUAAACUUGUUUCUUUUUUUAAAUUAAUUUCUAUUUAUUUUUCUCAUUUUGUAUUUGUUAGAAUAAUUCUUGUCUCUUGUUAACGCGCAGCCGCGCGCUAAAGUGAAGGGAGCUCUCCGAACACCUUGUGACACCGCCAGCAAACAAAGCUGAUUUUAAUUUUGAUUGCAUUAAUCAUUGUAUAGAACAAAACCUCUGUAUAGUUCUAUCCAUAUACAUUAUAUGUAUGUGAAAGAGAUACUGUUGUUAUUACAAUUGAUUGUACUUUUUGAAAGUCCUUUUUUGUACUUUUUUUUUUGCAACUGUCUGAAUAUCGAUCUCGAUUCCAGAACGAAAGAAAAUGUGUUUCUCUAAGAAACAAAGCGAUACCUGUGACGAAUUUAAGUUUUUACCCAUCAGUUUAAAGCAAUUUUAUUUGAUUCGUCAAUAUUUUAAAAGAAUAAAGUCUAAAUAAAAUUUUA